UUAAGACGGACGAAUCAACUGCGGGGAGCUGGAGUGGUAUUUUUAGUCGGCCGGCCCGUGAGCACAGCAUUAGUCUACCCUGAGGUUCCCAAAAGACAACAUGCUUCGUUUCGCAGUUCUAGGAUGUAUACUUGUGUCGUUGGUGCACUCUUUACCGCAAUAUAGGGACCGAAUUUUGAAUGGACACAAUGUUCCCAACCCCUGCUGUCCGGGGAGAACUUGGGACAGAGUCGGACACGCGAGCACGACUGGAACCCAACUUAACCGAUUUGGAUCCGACUUCGCCGCCAAUGGCCACAGAUUUACAGAACAGUUAUGUCUCGCCGACUCUGACAUGGACGGUGUAAGGAACGGACAAGAGCUAGGCCUCAUCACGACCCAGUACAACCUGGAGACCCUCUGUAGAUUCCUUGUGGAGUACAACAUGAACCCACGGGCCAUCAACUUCCUCCAGUACAGAGGUCUUCUGGGCAACGCAAACAGCCAUCCAGGUAUCUGUGAUCAACAAGGACCAAUGUCAAACUGUCGACCCCCACCGAACUGUGGAUGCUAGUAUUCUUAUACGCAAUACCGAUGUGAGGAAAAACAAAGACUGAGUUUUUGUUUGUUCUCGUGUUUAUAUGGUUGUACAUAAAAAAUCCAGGGUACAAUGUUGUUUAGUUAAUUGAUGUGUGAUUUUAGGGCAACUUGAUUCAUAAAACCAAUCGCUUAAUUAGAUGUUUUCUUGUCCGUGUGAUUGAUAACCUAGCGAGUACGUGAUUUUUUCUAUACCUUGUUAUGAACAGAGACAUUAAAUAUGUUAUUAUUUGUACCUUGUGGGCCUAUGUCGAAAAUGCCAUCAAGAUAGACCGGGGAAAAAUGACACUGACAAAAACACAUUCAAGUUAAGAAACAUACACGUUUGUGUACGCAUGGACUAGAGUGGUGGUCUUUAGCGGGCCAUUGGCGACAAAAAUGUGCUAGAUAAGUAUAUUUAGUGUUUCACUUAAGACGUGAUAGAAAUACAUGGUAUUUAUAGUACACUACAUGAUCAAGGUCCCGCUGUACAUACAAAUCCUAAUUACAUCCCCCUACUGGAAUGAGACAAGGGUGUCGACUUUGCCUGUAAUGUGUCUUUUUGUUCGUCUGACGUAUUAAUUGCUUUUUUUCUGGCUUGUCCUCUUUCACUUAUCCUGUAAAUGAGGUAAGCCACAAACACGCACCGAGGAAACUCUGUUAGAAUAAAAGAAGUUGGACAGUAGAAAUGACAGAUUGUUUAUGUUUUCCAUGCAAGGACAUCAUGUAAUAUGAGUGAAAACAUGCCGAAUUGAUUGAUGAAUCAUUUACUAGGUAUUACUUCAAACACUGUUAUUGUUGAAUUUCCGCAAUAAAACUAAUUCUAACUACAA
This is a messenger RNA of Magallana angulata, 1388 nucleotides long. Its product is annotated as temptin-like. Lineage: Eukaryota; Metazoa; Mollusca; Bivalvia; Ostreida; Ostreidae. The transcript has 3 exons. The coding region runs from base 101 to 553 and encodes 150 amino acids. The record is from RefSeq and is a predicted model, not a curated record.